AUGUCCCGUCUUGAUCCUCGUAGGCUCAGUAGUCCAGCCCGCCGGGCAAUCGCCGGGCUCGCAGUAGAGAUACCCAUGGAGCACCGUGGUGUGAUGGCUAUUCGCUUCCUUCUUUUUAUAGCUCUCUUUAUCUUUGGUUUCACAUAUGCCAGCGCACAACCAAGAGUCUAUCACGACGUCCUCAUCUGGAAGCACAAUGCCACCCCACCCCACACUGUCUAUAUAUACCGCAACAUAACAUCGUGGACAGAUAGCAGGGGUUCGAGCAGUGGCAUUACAGAUGGUGGUGAUGAUACAACUCUAUUCGGGAGCUUCCUGUGGAAUAAGACAAGAUCUCCGGGAUCGGGAACACGUAUUUGCAAUGAUACCCGUUUCGCAAAUACAGAAUACGGGAUUGCGUGCGAUGGUAGUUGGUCGCAGGCGAACAGGAUUGGAUUUGAAGAUUCGUUGGGGUUCAGAAGGGAGGGUGAGAAAAAGGGCAUGUUCUAUAUUGAUAGAUAUGUGUUCUGGAUGAUAAUUGUGUUUGGAGGCGUUGCUGUGGGACAUUGUCUUAUUUGCUUGUGUCAUUCUUUACAGCCUGAGGGAAUUGCUUUCUACCGAUAUGAAGUUAUUAUGGACUGCAUAUUAGCAUUAGCCUUCCUAUCUCUAGGCAUCCUUCCGCUAGCAUGGCUACCCUCAGGAAGGCUUGCAGGAAAGGAGGGAUUUCCAGAGAAAUGGAGCUACAACAUAACGGACCAACUACUGAGCAACCGCCCAGACCUGAAGACAGGUACCGUGAUGGGUUGGCUAUGCUUUAUCGCAUUUGGCGCCUUGAUUGCGCUCAACAUGAUACUCAUAGACGACCUAAACAUGUUCGCCAAGAUCAUAGAGAGAACACAGAGCCGGACGCAGGGACGCACUCUCCAUGAUGAUAUAGUCGAACGCGUCUCCGAGUUUGGAGCAGUCGGUAAUACCGGCAGCUACUACUUGCAGCACCCGCCUGCUGCCGCUACUCCGCGAAGAAGGGUUUCGGGGGGUAACUGUGUUUAG
Molecule: messenger RNA, 1029 nt
Organism: Morchella sextelata
Lineage: Eukaryota; Fungi; Ascomycota; Pezizomycetes; Pezizales; Morchellaceae
Exons: 4
Coding region: 1-1029 (342 amino acids)
Source: RefSeq, a predicted model, not a curated record